AUGUCGGAGGGGAGAGAGAGCCCCAGCGCGUCUCCAGAGCGCGGAGACAGAGAGGAGAGGCGGCACGCAGCCCGAGGCACAGAGAAGGGCAGCGAACCUCACGAAGAACGAGGAAAGAAAAGGAGCGGCGGCUCGCCAGAGAGAGAGGAAACACACAGGCCUCGCUCAGAGAGCAGCGACGUGGAAGGCCGUCGGGGCGGUCGCACUCGACACGGCGAGAGAGGGUGGAAGACGCGGGAAGAGAAGGAGGCUCGGACGCCGAAGAGCCCGGAGAGAGAGAGGCGCGACGAGGAGGCGCAGAGAGCCGAGACGAAGCGCGCUGAGGUGUCGUCGGAGGGCGGGGAAGAACAGAGAGAGAGGAAGAGACGGAGGCGCGAAGACAGCAGAGACCAGGAGCGGCGAGGAGAGAGGCUGCGGAAGGGAGAGGAGCCGAGGCGCGCUGGAAGAGAACGGUCUGCAGAGAGAAGGCGGGACGCGCCAGCGAGCCACCGGCGCUUCGCGGAGGACGGCGAGGAGGGGCGGCGAGGGAGGGAGGAGACACGUGAACGGAGACGCGACCGAGAGUCUUUGGAAGACGGCGAAGUCAGAGAGCGCGACUCUCGCGACCCGAGAAAGGGAAGGAGUGGCCGCAGGGAAGGCGACCGAGAGAAGAGACAAGAGGACGACGAGCGAGACAGAGGAGAGAGGGGAGAGAGGGGAGAGAGGCGAAGAGAACGCGAGAAGGAGGCGUACGGCAGGCCGGAGGCGGACGAGACGAGAUCCCGCAGAAGAGAGGUUCUCCGUGGUGCGAGUCGCGAGAGGAAAGGAAGAGACAGAGAGACGAGAAGAGAGCGAGGAGACGAGGGCGGGGAGAACGGAAGAGGGGACAGAAGGGACGAGAGAGAGAGAGAACUGUCGAGGCGUUCGAGGCCUCAGCGCGACGAAGGUGAGAGAAGAAGAGACGAGGCCGUCGGGAACGGAACAGAACGCCGGUCGCGUCGCCCAAGAAGAGGUGAUGGGAUGCUCGCCGCGCUGGACGAAGCUCUGAGUGGCAAGAAGAGAGACGGUCGCGAAGAAAGGCGCACGAAUCGAGAGGCGCGCGACCGAAAGGCCGAAAAGAAGAGAGGGAAGAAAGGCUCCCCGUCUUCCUCUUCCUCUUCGGGAGAUGAUGGCAGGGAGGCGCUCAAGCGGCGGAGCGCAAAGAGUCUGAGUGCGCAGCUCUCGCGCAACGCUCUCUCGGCCGUCGUCCGCCAAGGAGAACGAGAGAGAGAUCAAGAGAGAGAUCAAGAGAGAAGAGGCGGUUUCGAUUCGCGUGUGAAGCGCGAGCCGAGGAGCAGCAGCCGAGAAACUGAGAGAGGCGGCGGGCGGGCGAGAGGCGCGUCGCCUUCGCCGCCUCGCCGCGUUAAGGCGGAAACAGUGAACGGCGAGCGAGACGAGAGAGAAAAGAGGCGAGGCAGAGACGACAGGGGAGCGGAACGCGCAGGCGAGUUCUCCAACCCCGACCUCGUCAAGGAUCUCGAAAGGGACAGCGCGCCCCAAGUCGAUCGGGACAUGGAAGAGUACAUGAAGAAGAAAGUCUCCAAAGUGACAGCAGAGACUCUCGGCCGCGCUGGAGGCGUCUACGUGCCCCCGUUCAAGCUCGCGCGGCUGCAACAACAAAUUGCUGACAAAACUUCCGUCCCCUAUCAACGUCAAGCCUGGGAGGCGCUUCGAAAAUCGAUCAACGGUCUCGUCAACAAAGAAUUGUUUCGCGAGAAUCUCGUCCGAGGCCGCGGGCUGCUAGCUCGGUCCAUCAUCCGCGCGCAGAUGGCGUCUCCAGGCUUCACAAACAUCUACGCGGCUCUUCUGUGCAUCGUCAACGCCAAACUCCCGGAAAUCGGUGACCUCGUCCUCAAACGCGUUAUUCUCCAAUUCAGGCGCGCGUAUCGGCGAAACGACAAGAUUGUUUGUUUGGCCUGCGUCCAAUUUCUCGCGCACUUAGUGAAUCAGCGGGUGGCUCACGAACUCGUCGCACUUCAGCUUUGCGCGUUGCUCCUUGACGAGCCGACCAACGACUCCGUCGAAGUCUGUGUCGGAUUCCUCACGCAAGUCGGGCAAGUUCUUUCGGAGGUUUCUCGUCGCGGCUUCGACGCUGUUUUCGAGAGGCUGCGAGGAAUUUUGCAGGAAGGCCUCGCGGACAAGAAGACGCAGUACACGAUCGAGAAGCUUUGGGACUUGCGGCGACAGAACUUCAAAGACCACCCGGGAGUCCCGGUGGAGCUCGACCUCGUCGACGAGGACGACAAAGUCACGCACGAGAUCGAUCUACUCGCUGAAGACUUGAAAGGCGAAGAAAUGCUCAACGUCUUUCACGCUCAGGACCCGGCUGAGUAUGCGAGUGACGAGAAGAAAUGGUCUCGCCUGUCCAAAGAAAUCCUCGGCGAAGAGAGCAGCGACUCCGACGCGUCGAGCAGCGACAGCGAGGCAGAAGACGAGAGCGAGGAAGAAGAAGAGGAGGGAGAAAAGGCGACAGUGAAGAUUUUGGACAUGACUGACGCUGAGAUCAUCAACAUGCGAAAAACGAUCUAUCUCUGCAUCAUGUCGUCUCUGAACUUCGAAGAAUGCGUCCACAAAAUCCUCAAGAUGAACAUCCGGGAAGACUUGGUGAUGGAGGUCGUGAUUAUGUUGAUUGACUGCUGCGCGAUGGAACGGACGUUCCAACGCUUCUUCGCCCUGCAAGCGGAGAGACUUGCGCGGCUGAAUCCCCGAUACUCGGAGUGCCUUCAGGAAGCGAUGCGCAGGCAGUACCACACGGUACAUCGCCUGGAGACCACGAAGCUGCGCAACACGGCCAAGUUCUUCGCGCACCUUCUCUACACAGACGCCAUGCCUUGGUCGGUCAUGGAAGUUUUCAAACUCACGGAGGAGACCACGACUUCCUCUGGGCGUAUUUUCAUCAAAAUUCUCUUCCAGGAAAUGUCUGAACACCUCGGACUGAAGACGCUCAACGACAGAAUCCACAGCGAAGACAUGGAGCCCUACGUGGCGGGACUGUUCCCCACAGACCACCCUCGACAUCUGCGCUUUUGCAUUAACUUCUUCACAGCCACUGGUCUCGGCGGCCUCACAGACAAGCAUCGCCAACUUCUCGCCGAGCUGCAACAACGCGCUCAGCAGGAACAAGCGCUUGCGGCGGCCCAGGAAUCGAGCAGUUCCAGCUCCAGUUCGAGCAGUUCGAGUUCCUCCAGCGACUCGUCCUCGGACUCGUCUUCUUCCGACAGCUCAGACAGCGACUAA
Molecule: messenger RNA, 3255 nt
Organism: Neospora caninum
Lineage: Eukaryota; Apicomplexa; Conoidasida; Eucoccidiorida; Sarcocystidae
Product: putative cell cycle control protein
Exons: 14
Coding region: 1-3255 (1084 amino acids)
Biological process (GO): mRNA splicing, via spliceosome
Cellular component (GO): catalytic step 2 spliceosome
Molecular function (GO): protein binding; RNA binding
Source: RefSeq, a predicted model, not a curated record